AUGGGUGGAGGCCAAUCCAAGCCAGAUGUCAUAGUUUUGUAUAACGAAACCCAAGUGCCUAUAAGACGCCCACGACAACCCAUACCGACGUCUGUGUCCUCAAAUGAAAUCGAUCAAAUAGUCAAUGCGAGAGUAGCUGCAGAAUUAAGGCGUAUGCAAGAAUUGGAUGACGAGAUUUUUUCGAGGGCAGAGGCACAAAUCAGACAAGAGUACCCGGACAGUGGUGUAAAUUCUGUUGUAGUUGAACGGGACAUUGAGGAACUAAUCGGAAGAAUCGAGAGAAAAUAUGAAAAUAGAGGUUCUGCAGGCGUAGCAGAACAGCGAAGAGCUGUCAUUGAAUGCUAUAGGUGA
Messenger RNA from Paraglomus brasilianum, 351 nucleotides. Lineage: Eukaryota; Fungi; Glomeromycota; Glomeromycetes; Paraglomerales; Paraglomeraceae. The record is from the annotation of a GenBank genome assembly.